Tachysurus fulvidraco (yellow catfish) is the source of this 2212-nucleotide messenger RNA. It is a transcript of the gene cfap52, whose product is annotated as cilia and flagella associated protein 52. Gene Ontology annotation, biological process: cilium assembly. Gene Ontology annotation, molecular function: protein binding. The transcript is spliced from 14 exons. The record is from RefSeq and is a predicted model, not a curated record. Bases 196 to 2052 code for a protein of 618 amino acids. Lineage: Eukaryota; Metazoa; Chordata; Actinopteri; Siluriformes; Bagridae.
AUGACGUCACGCCGUCGCUUAGAUACGGUUGUAAACUUUUCCGGUUGCUGGGGAGCGUUCGAUUUGUAAACUUUUACCCUGCUUGCGGUUUGUUGUCAUUCUGUUGUGAGUUUGUUGUGAGUUUGUUGUGAGUUUGUUGUGAGAUUAUUGUGAGAUUAUUGUGAGAUUAUUGAGAGAUUAUUGAGAGAUUCUCUGAUGGCAGCAACUGAAGCUCCGGAGGUUCUGAAUCUACAACUAGAAGCUGUUAUUGGGUUCAACGGUCAUGUGUUCUCUGGACUGCGAGUUCACCCUGACCAAGAGCACAUCGUCUACCCGCUCGGCUGCACGCUGAUCAUCAAGAACCUGCUGGACGAUAAGCAGAGCUUCCUCCAUGGACACACCAACAACGUCUCCUGUGUGUCUGUGUCCAGGAACGGGACGUACCUGGCGUCAGGACAGGUCACCUUCAUGGGCUUUAAGGCUGAUGUAAUAAUCUGGGAUUAUGCUAAAAGAGACAUUCACGCUCGACUCGUCCUCCACAAAGCCAAAGUGGAAGCACUCGCUUUCUCUCCCAAUGAGAAAUACCUGGUGACUCUGGGAGGACAAGACGACGGCAGUAUCGUGGUGUGGAACGUGCAGACGAAGGAGGCGAUCUGCGGGAGUCCGGCGUCGGCCCACAGCGCAGGUCACUGUCUCAGCAUCAACUACUGCAACCUCAGUGAUGACGUCUUCAUCUCAGCAGGACAUGGUACGCUUCGUGUGUGGGAGCUCGACCUCCCCAACAGGAAGAUCCGCCCCACCGAGUGUCAAACGGGGCAGUUAAAGAGGAUAAUCAAGUGCAUCGAGAUUGCAGAGGACGACUCUUUCUUUUACUGCGGCACUACGAGUGGAGACGUGCUCAGAGUAAACCUGAAGAGUCGCCUGCUGAACAGCUUCGGACCUCAAAAACACCGAUUCAGCAACGGUGUAAAUGCUCUGAAGAUGUUGAAGACUGGAGAUUUGUUGGUGGGAUCAGGAGACGGGACGUUCAGCCUCUGUUCCAGCACAAACUUUAAAACCCUCAAGAGUGUGACUCUGGAGGGUGGCGUGUCGUCCGUGGCUCUGCGUGGUGAAGGACAGCAGGUGUUUGUGGGCACUGAGGCGUCUCAGAUUUACAGGUUGUGUUACACCGACUUCACUCCGCAGCUCAUCACCUCCAGCCACUGCAGUGCUGUUUGGGACGCAGCCUUUCCUGAAGGAACGUCGGAGCUCUUUGCCACUUGUUCUCAGGAUGAUAUCCGUGUUUGGAACACAGAGUCCAGUAAAGAGCUUCUACGAAUCCGAGUCCCGAACAUGACGUGUAACGCGAUCGGCUUCAAGCGUGACGGCCGGAGCAUCUACAGUGCUUGGAACGAUGGGAAAAUCCGUCUGUUCACUCCCGAGAGCGGCCGCCUGAUGCUGAUGAUCCCCGACGCUCACAGCAUGGGCGUGACGGCGUUAAGAGGAACCAGCGACUGUAAGCGCCUUGUGAGCGGGGGAGGAGAGGGACAGGUGCGAGUCUGGGAGAUCCUGCAAGACACACACAAACUCAUCGCCAGCAUGAAGGAGCACAAAGCCUCAGUCAACGCGGUCAAGAUUAAAAGUAAUGAUAAGGAGUGUGUGACAGCCAGUUCAGAUGGGACCUGCAUCAUCUGGGACCUGGUGCGCUUUGUGAGGAAUCAGAUGGUUUUAGCGAACACACUGUUCAAAAGUGUUUGUUAUCAUCCAGAAGAAUAUCAGAUCAUCACCAGUGGAACAGACAGGAAGAUUGGCUACUGGGAGGUGUAUGAUGGAGCAGCUAUUAGAGAGCUGGAGGGCUCACAGUCAGGGGCCAUCAAUGGUAUGGACAUCAGCUCUGAGGGAGGACUCUUCAUCACUGGUGGCGAUGAGAAGCUAGUGAAGGUGUGGCGUUAUGCUGAUGGUGAUGUCACACAUGUGGGCGUCGGCCACAGUGGCAGCAUCAGCAGCGUGUGCUUGUGUCCCAACAAUAGAUUCAUCAUCACCACCAGCACAGACGGAGCCGUGCUCAGAUGGAGAUUCCCAAGCUGCACAUAAACCACAUCCACAACACACUCAAACCACACCCACAACACACUCAAACCACACCCACAACACACUCAAACCACACCCACAACACACUCAAACCACAUCCACAACACACUCAAACCACACCCACAACACACUCAAACCACACCCACAACACACUCAAACCACA